Messenger RNA from Arachis stenosperma, 1898 nucleotides. Its product is annotated as glucan endo-1,3-beta-glucosidase 12-like. The record is from RefSeq and is a predicted model, not a curated record. Gene Ontology annotation, biological process: carbohydrate metabolic process. Gene Ontology annotation, molecular function: hydrolase activity, hydrolyzing O-glycosyl compounds. Gene Ontology annotation, cellular component: plasma membrane. The transcript has 3 exons. The coding region runs from base 93 to 1535 and encodes 480 amino acids. Lineage: Eukaryota; Viridiplantae; Streptophyta; Magnoliopsida; Fabales; Fabaceae.
CAACAAUACUCUCCACUCGCUCCACACAACACCACUCUACCCACCCACAUUCCCAACAAAGCUCUGUCUAGUGUUCACCACAAAAACAGAGCAUGUUGCGCCUUACUCUUCCCGCCAUUUCCCUCUUCCUCACUCUCCUCACUCUCACAGAUGGCGGCUCCAUUGGCGUCAACUACGGCCGCAUAGCCAACAACCUUCCAUCCGCCGUCAAAGUCGUACAGCUCUUGAAAUCCAACGGCCUCAACCGCGUCAAGGUAUACGACACUGACCCCGCCGUCCUCCACGCCCUCUCCGGCACCGACAUCAAGGUCACCGUCGACCUCCCCAACCAGCAGCUCUUUGCCGCCGCCAGAUCCCUCUCCUUCGCCGUUGCAUGGGUCAACCGCAACGUCGCUGCCUACCACCCCCACACACAAAUCGAGGCCAUCGCCGUGGGCAACGAGGUCUUCGCCGACCCGAGCAACACCACCAAGUUCCUAGUCCCCGCCAUGAAGAACAUUCACCAAGCUUUAAUACGCUUCAACCUCCACAACCAAAUCAAGGUCUCUUCCCCGAUCGCACUAGCCGCACUCGGAAACUCUUACCCCUCCUCCGCCGGGUCAUUCCGACCGGAACUCAUCGAACCCGUUUUCGAGCCCAUGCUCCGGUUCCUCCGCGAAACCGGUUCCUACCUCAUGGUCAACGUGUACCCCUUCUUCGCUUACGAGUCCAAUGCUGACGUAAUCUCCUUGGACUAUGCACUGUUCCGACAGAACGCCGGCGUGGUUGAUCCCGGUAACGGCUUGAGGUACUUCAACCUUUUCGACGCUCAAAUAGACGCCGUUUUUGCUGCGCUUUCGGCUCUUAAGUACAACGACGUUGAGAUCGUGGUAACGGAAACGGGUUGGCCCUCCAAGGGAGAUAACAAUGAGGUAGGCGCGAGUGUAGAGAACGCCGCAGCUUACAAUGGAAAUCUUGUCCGUAAGAUCUUGACAGGUAGCGGGACCCCUCUAAGGCCUAAAGCAGAUCUCACCGUUUAUUUAUUCGCGCUUUUUAAUGAGAAUCAGAAAUUUGGACCCACGUCUGAGAGGAAUUUCGGACUGUUUUACCCCGACGAGAGGAAGGUUUACGAUAUUCCGUUCACAACGGAGGGUUUAAAGGACUAUCACGACCGUCCGUCGACGUCACCAUCGCCGUCUACGGCAGCUCCGGCGACUCCUGUGAACCCUGUGACUGCUCCGUCGACUGGUAAUGGUGGCGUGUCAAAGAGCAGCGCGGCGAACACCUGGUGCGUAGCGAACCCCGAUGCGCAGAAGGAGAAGCUUCAGGUGGCUCUAGAUUUCGCUUGUGGUGAGGGAGGUGCUGAUUGCCGUCCGAUACAGCCAGGUGCCACGUGUUACGAUCCGAACACGCUCGUGGCGCACGCGUCGUUCGCUUUCAACAGUUACUAUCAGAAGAAGGCGCGUGCGGGUGGUAGCUGCUAUUUUGGGGGUUCGGCGUACGUGGUCACGCAAGAGCCUAAGUAUGGUAACUGUGAGUUCCCUACUGGAUACUGAAGAAUGAAGAGUAUGAUGCACUUGGCUUAUUAUGCAUUGUAAAGUUAUUUGAAAAAAGAAUAUGGUGGGAGGAGUGUGGCUACUGGCUAGUUCAGAGUAGCUGAGUUAAUUUAUUGUAGUUGUUGACGAUCAUCAGUUUCAAGAAAUUUUUUGGACUUAGUCAUUCCAGUUGGUGGGGAGUGGGUAGCUAUAUUAACUUUUGGAGAUUACUAAAUUUGUAUAUCUAAGUUUCAUUUUCACUUUGCAGUAGACUUUGUUUUGGGACUAAAGUAGUAAUCAUUGUAAUGGUUUAGAUAUGUAUACUUGUUACUUGUAUUUGAACUUUGAAACCUAGAUUUUAAGGCAAAUAAUCCUUUUCUGACA